GACAAUAACCACCGUCGAAUCUAGAAAUUUGGUGUUUACAUUUUCAGUUGUACUGUCAGAGACACUCUUUAAGUAUUGUGGUAGGUUCUUGUGGGGCGAACGAGUGAUUUAGGACUACAACGUCCUGAAGUUUUUGGAUGGUUCGUUUCCAGUCGCCGCGAUGCCGAAGUACUACUGCGACUAUUGCGACACGUACCUGACGCACGACUCGCCCUCCGUGCGCAAGACCCACUGCCAGGGCCGCAAGCACAAGGACAACGUGAAGUUCUACUACCAGAAGUGGAUGGAGGAGCAGGCGCAGCACCUCAUCGACGCCACGACGGCCGCCUUCAAGGCGGGCAAGAUCGCGUCGAACCCUUUCGCGUCCAGCAAGGGCGCGGCCAUACCUCCCCCCAGCGGCAUGACCCACGGCGGGCCCCCCAGGCCGCCCGGGCCCGUGCACGGUCCCCCUCAGCAGGGCCCCGGCAUGAUGGGCCCCCCUGGCAUGCACCAGGGGCACAUGGGGCCCAUGAUGAUGGGACCGCACGGGCCCAUGCCCCCCAUGAUGGGCAUGAGGCCGCCCAUGAUGGGGCCCAUGAUGCCGAUGGGGCCGAUGGGACCUAUGGGCCCGAUGCGCGGGCCGCCUAUACUUGGUGGGCCGAUGGGACCACCUAUGAAGAACCAAGCGCGCCUAGGAUAGGCGAUUCGUAACACUGAUAUCCGUAUGUUACGUGGCCGUCUCUCUCGGACAAGCAGUGUGGAAAGGGGAAAAAAAAAAAACAUUUUGUGAUUUUUACGAUGUAAUACUACUGUAUUAAAAUAUAUAAUUUUUUU
Molecule: messenger RNA, 813 nt
Organism: Bacillus rossius redtenbacheri
Lineage: Eukaryota; Metazoa; Arthropoda; Insecta; Phasmatodea; Bacillidae
Gene: snRNP-U1-C
Product: U1 small nuclear ribonucleoprotein C
Exons: 3
Coding region: 161-679 (172 amino acids)
Biological process (GO): mRNA splicing, via spliceosome; spliceosomal snRNP assembly; mRNA 5'-splice site recognition
Cellular component (GO): nucleus; U1 snRNP
Molecular function (GO): zinc ion binding; pre-mRNA 5'-splice site binding
Source: RefSeq, a predicted model, not a curated record